Molecule: messenger RNA, 1101 nt
Organism: Gekko japonicus
Lineage: Eukaryota; Metazoa; Chordata; Lepidosauria; Squamata; Gekkonidae
Exons: 6
Source: RefSeq, a predicted model, not a curated record
GGUGAGCCCCCCAAAGGGGACUUGGGGACUCUGGAGCUGUACAGCACCAUCCUACCCCUGCGGCGCCGUAGGAACGGAACCAGGAACUACCGGACCGGCAGCUUGUCUGUCCUGAGCAGAACAGCCACAAACUUGAGCACUUUGCAAGAAGACGGGAAGAGGAACAUCAGCCUCCCCGAGAGGGGUGCCGUCUCCGCCCAAGAUCCUUGCUGGGGCUGCUGCAGGACUCCGUUGCCUGAGCGUCCGGGAAGCAGCGAGAACCAGCCCUCCAGAGGGGAUUCAGGCCACACCCCCACAACUGCCGUGCCGAGCAGAAAUGGGACCAUGGGGGAUUUCCGCCCUGGCGCUUACACCCCCAUGAGGAUGAGGAUGACCGGAUCCUUCUUGGGGACAGUCUGGACCCGCCCCCAGGAAGACGGCCCCACCCCUGACCGCUGCCAAGGAUGCUGCAGGGUGAAUACGACAGCCGGUGCCAACCUCCCUGGGAGAAGAGAGGAGGGGAAAGGCUCUGCCACGAAACCCACUUCAGGGGGCAGUCCCAGCAAAGGGGCCUGGAGGCCCGUGCUGGACAGGAAGGACCCUGACCAACACUCUUCCCAGAUGGCUGAAGAUGAGUGGUGGCCUGUGUUCUCCAAGGGUGCAGCUCCACCCUGGCAAAACCACGCAGGCCGGUGAAGAACGGAAGAGGGGAAGAGGAGAAAAGGGUUGAAAGUGCAGUGGGAAAUGAAUGGGCUUGCACCUGGCAGGGAAUUCAGGGCAGUUGUGUGUCUCCCACUCACCGCAAGGAAGCUUGUGCAGAUGAAUUCCCCAUUGGAUUGGGCCCUGGACAAUGUAGGAAGUGGCUGCCUUUUUGGAAACGCCUCUCUCUUCUGCCUUGCCCUCCUUGGAAUGAAGAUCAGCCCUGCUGCUGGGCCUUUGGCUGGCCAUCUCGACCAACGCAACCCUUUCCCAUCCAUCGCAUGAAGCCACGGGAACAGGAAACACUUCAGCCAUGAUAAAUACACACACAAUAGCAAAGAUCUUUAAGAUCUGCAGACAGAGGCGCUCUGCUCUAGAUCAGGGUUCCCUCUAAGCUGAGUUAAUGUGAGCCAGCUCACAGUU